Anolis carolinensis (green anole) is the source of this 3283-nucleotide messenger RNA. Its product is annotated as zinc finger and SCAN domain-containing protein 2-like. Gene Ontology annotation, molecular function: RNA polymerase II cis-regulatory region sequence-specific DNA binding; DNA-binding transcription factor activity, RNA polymerase II-specific. Gene Ontology annotation, biological process: regulation of transcription by RNA polymerase II. Bases 390 to 1538 code for a protein of 382 amino acids. NCBI's taxonomy places the organism in Eukaryota, Metazoa, Chordata, Lepidosauria, Squamata, Anolidae. The record is from RefSeq and is a predicted model, not a curated record. The transcript has 2 exons.
GUCCUGCGGAAAGAAGGGCGUCUGCAGGGAGGGAUUGGCGGAGGCUGUGCAGAAGAAGCUCCAGGCCGAAGUGGAGAAGGACCAGCAGGUGCCAAAAGGUAACUUCUGAAAAAGCUCUGCAAAGAAUACGUUGUGAGAGCUUUGCCCAAGGAGUGCUCUAAGUCUAAAGGGACUUCAAAAUACACAGCAAUGACAACAAGAAAAAAUAAGUAGUAAAAAUAUAUUUCAAGCUACAAACCUAUGCAGUUAAGAGGAGGAAAUAAGAUUGUGCUGAAAAAAGAGAGGCUUGGGAAAGCGAGCAGAAGGCUACAGCAAUACAAAGACUGUGCUGCUCAGGAGGUUAUAUCUGUGAACGCCUGGCAUAAUAUUUGAAUUAUAAAUAUAAAAGAAUGGCAAGUCCUCUACCUCCCUAUCCUAGAUCACACACAGGGGAGAAGUUACAUCAGUGUCUGGAAUGUGGGAAACAAUUUGAUUGCAAAAGUUCUCUUACUGUACAUGAACGGACCCACACAGGGGAGAAGCCAUAUGAAUGUGUGGAAUGUGGAAAGAGCUUCAGUCGGAGUGACAAAUUACGUUCCCAUCAAAGGACCCACACAGGGGAGAAACCCUAUAAAUGCAUAGAAUGUGGAGAAAGCUUCAGUCGGAGUGACAGUCUACGUUCCCAUCAAAGGACCCACACAGGGGAGAAGCCAUAUAAAUGCAUGGAAUGUGGAGAAAACUUCAGUCACAGUGGCAGUCUAUGUUCCCAUCAAAGGACCCACACAGGGGAGAAGCCCUCUAAAUGCAUGGAAUGUGGAGAAAACUUCAGUCACAGUGGCAGUCUACGUUCCCAUCAAAGGAAGCACACAGGGGAGAAGCCCUAUAAAUGCAUAGAAUGUGGAGAAAAUUUCAGUCGGAGUGACAGUCUACGUUCCCAUCAAAGGAAGCACACAGGGGAGAAGCCAUAUAAAUGCAUAGAAUGUGGAGAAAGCUUCAGUCAAAGUGGCAGUCUACGUUCCCAUCAAAAGACCCACACAGGGGAGAAGCCACAUAAAUGCGUAGAAUGCGGAAAGAGCUUCAGUCACAGUGGCAAUCUACGUUCCCAUCAAAGGACUCACAUAGGGGAGAAGCCAUAUGAAUGUGUGGAAUGUGGAAAGAGCUUCAGUCGGAGUGACAAAUUACGUUCCCAUCAAAGGACCCACACAGGGGAGAAACCCUAUAAAUGCAUAGAAUGUGGAGAAAGCUUCAGUCGGAGUGACAGUCUACGUUCCCAUCAAAGGACCCACACAGGGGAGAAGCCAUAUAAAUGCAUGGAAUGUGGAGAAAACUUCAGUCACAGUGGCAGUCUACGUUCCCAUCAAAGGAAGCACACAGGGGAGAAGCCCUAUAAAUGCAUAGAAUGUGGAGAAAGCUUCAGUCGGAGUUACAGUCUACGUUCCCAUCAAAGGAAGCACACAGGGGAGAAGCCAUAUAAAUGCAUAGAAUGUGGAGAAAGCCUCAGUCAGAGUGGCAGUCUAUGUUCCCAUCAAAGGACCCACACAGAGGAGAAGUCACCUUAAUGCACGGAAUAGGAACAGAGCUUUAGAAAAAGUUCAGCAUACAGUAGACAUCACAGAACUCAUGUACCUCUAGAGGAGACGGGCCUUUGAGUUUCCGAAUCUAUAAAAACACAUUGGAAGGAAAGAGGAAGGCCAGCACCUUGCUCUCUCUCCACCAUGAAUCGGAGUUUGUGUGGCCUUGGUUGACGGCUACUGGGAGCAGGUGUCACUCAGAAUGGCAGCAAGCUUGGAAGGGGUUCACCUAACCUCCUCCGCAAAGAGACCCAUCGCAGGCUUCUAGGAUGAUGUGUGAAGGUUUGCUGAAAUGAGCAGCAGCAGAGAUCUCUGGAUUAAAGGGUUCUGAAAAAGAAUAGCUCUUUGGUUGCAGAUAACGUCGUAUCUUCAUACUCCUGCCUUAUUUCUUGGCUCUUCUGCAUUCAAUGGCAUCAAUUGUUUCCCAUGCAUGUGUACUGUAUGUACUGUGAUCUGUCCUGAGUCCCUUGGUUGAAAUUUUGGGUGCUAGCCCUGUACUUUUAACCCUUUUCUGGACUUUGUUGUAUCCUGAAUCAUUGACUCUAAAUUCUGGACUGACGUCUAGGUUUCGUAUAUGGACUUGGACUUUGUUUGUAUCCCUGACUUUCUGGCUUGACUUUGGGACUCUAAAUUCGGUUUGUACUCUUGAUUUCUUGGUUGUUGUUUUAUCAACUCAGCUGAAUGAACUCCUGGCAUGUGACUGUUGGGACUGUGACCUUGGUUCUUGUUAAUUUUCACUCCUGACCUGUAUCUGCAGUACUCAACUUGUCCGCAAUAAUUGGACUCUUGACCUGCACUUGUAUUCAUUGUUCCUUCAACUGUGUUGCUCCAAUUAUUUUAGCUCAGUGGCUCCCAACCUUUUUUUAAACUAGGGAUCAUUUGACAAGGGACCACUCUCCAAAAUUAGUACCAGAAGGGUUAUAAAUCAGUUUUUGGUCAACUUUAGAUUUGGUUUGGUUAUUUGGAGUGAUGAUUCAGAAAAUUGCAUUGGAUAGACCACGUCAGCUCUCAUUCCUGAUAUGCCAUCCAGUUAGUCGUCAUCUGCUCGCCCACAGAAAACCAUAUUUAAUAAUCCUCAGGACUAUAAGAGGGUUUCGCGAGACCAGUCACUCUCAUUGUAAUGCUGUAGUAACUGUGAGGCUGUGAACCCUAUUUUAGUUCUUGCGGACCACUGGUGGUCCAUGGACCCCAGGUUGGGAACCACUGUUUUAGCUGGACUGAAGACUUUAGUUUUCCUAUAAAAUAAUAUGGUCUUGGCUUGUCUUGUGUUUGUUUAAUAAACCUCAGACUUUAUACCGAGAGAGCCCUGGAACAUGAGACCAUCAGCCUUGCUUUGUGUGUACUUAUCCCUGUGUAGAGUGAAACCCUUUCUGGAUAUGAGACUGUUCAAUCCCCACCUUUGGCAAAGGGUCCAUUAGGACACACAGUAUCCCUCCCCAACUGCAGAGAAUGGAAGACAAAAAAUGACUACAACGACUGAUGAAGAUUCAUGAAUCCGUUGAGAUGGACAUAUUAACUACAUUGAUGAAGUAUAGAACCGCAUUGAAAGGAAAUAAGAGUAAAUAGAGAUACAAAUCAUAUAGUGAGUGAGUUUUGUAAAUUAGCAUUUGAUGUCAGUUAGUUUUGUUCUUAUUGUGCAAGGUGUGUGUCCUUGUUCCCUUUAUAUUUGUUAAAUAGUCCUUUUUAAAAAAAAUGUACCAAAAUUAUUAUUUGUAUAAAAUAUUGUUUUUAAA